Stylonychia lemnae is the source of this 1500-nucleotide messenger RNA. The record is from the annotation of a GenBank genome assembly. Lineage: Eukaryota; Ciliophora; Spirotrichea; Sporadotrichida; Oxytrichidae.
AUGGUAGAUUAUCGUAAAAACCUAGACGGCAAGCUUCAUUUAUCACCUUAGUAGAUAAUCACUCAUACUUUAGACGUUGAUCCUCACAAAUACACUACUACACUUUAAAAGUAUGCCUUUAUUUUAAAUUUAACUAUAUUUUGUAGUUUUAUGGAAACUCAGAUCAGUAGAAAUGUAUAGUCAAAUGAAAAAUAAUAGGUUCAGUCAAUGAAUAAGAAAAUUUAUUACAUGCCUCAGAAUAAAUAGUCUUAUAUGUUUGGUGGAAAGACUAAUAUAAGAGAUCGCUUGAAUAUUGAAGUUGAAGAAAAGCAAAGUAUAAGACCAACAACAUCAUCCUCUAUGCGAACAGCUAAAUAAAAGUUGGCUCAUAGAACGAAUAUUGCAAAUGAGCCACCUGUAGCAGUAAAACCUCAGAGCAGGCCUUAAAGUAGAUAAGGGUAAAAUAACGGUUUAGUUGAUGACUUGACAUCCAUGAAAUCUUUUAAAUCACGAGUAAGUGCUGCUGUCAAUACUUCUUAAAUGAGUCAGAGAAGGCAAUUGUAAAUAGCUGAUUAGAGAGGCAGCAGACCAAUGUCUGCUCAGAGUAGGGCCAGCACGACUAAAUCAAUUUAACGUCGCCCAUUAGCUGAAGAAAUUGACUCCAAUAUGAAGACCUACUAUCCUUAAAAUUAUAAUCAGUUUAUGAGGACUUAAGCAUUGAACACCUAAAAUAUAUAAAAUGGAAUUGGGGGAUCAAACCUAGGAGGAGAUCAAAGACUUUAAAGAUCAUAGAGCUAAUUUAAGAUUAAGCAAAUGGGCACACCCUUGAAUUAAAGAUAAGUCUAGUUGAUAGAUAAAUUGAUAACUAUGAAUAAUGGAAAGCCAUUUAAGACUAUUAGAACUUUCAAAAAUGAAGGUAAUGAUCUAUAGCAAACAAGAGAUGAUAAAUUAGAGAGGCAAUCUACAUUUUCUAAUUUAUAUCAUAAAUCGGCUAAAGACCUCAGAGAUUAAUAGAUCUAAUAUCUAAAUCCUGAAUAAGAAGAUGGAAUUAUAUCUUAUGAAUAAGAUAUUGAUUUGAAGAAUGAGAAUACUGCAAAUAUUGAUUAGUCUAAUUUCAAUGAUGAAGAAAGAGAUUAAGUGCAAGAAUUGGAUAUAGAUAGAUUGAGAGAAGGCUUGAGCUAAAAAGAUUUUGAUGAAAUAAGAAGCUAUGCCUAGGCCUCAAGAUAAUCUGUUGCACCUUCUCAAAUUACUGGGAGAUCAAAGAGAUCAUAUAUUACCUAGAAUAACAAUAAUCAUCAUCAGCUAAUUAACAGAAGUAACAAAUCUAUUUAAAAUACAGAUACAACUAGCAUUAGAAUUAGUUAAAUUACAUCUGCCUCUAAGGUUGAUAAGCUUGAAAAACACUUGCAAUACUAAAUGCAAAAGAAUAAUCAUAUGGAAUAGGAGAUUGAAAAUCUGAGGAAAUUAACUUUAGAGCUUUAGAGUAAAUUGCAGAAUAAUCCAAACAGUCCUUAAAACUGA